AUGUUCAAGGCCUGGUUUCCGUCUUGUUCCUGGUGCAUCUGGGCUGAGGCUGGUGAGCGGGCUCCUCCUCGCCAGGUGCACAACGAUGGCAUAACCACGCCAGAGGAUAUCACAGUGUGCCAUGAUCAACCCCGUCCGGUGGCGCCCAUGAAGCUGGUUCUCUAUGACAACAUCCCAAGUAGUCCCCGUGUUGAUUCACGCGCUUCGCUACUGCCCACUUUCGUCACCGAGGGCAGGAGUCUGGCAUCCCGAGCAUCGAAUAGAGCAAGCCUCUUCCUCAAAAACAACAACCGACGACCAUCGCCCCGCAAGUUGACAAUCAGUGGCCCGACGGACUUUCGCCAUCUUACUCCCGGGAACGCUCCUAGACGCCGCCGUCGGUCCUUUCGCCCGCUAGAACUAAGUAUCUAUGUUCCAGGAAACCAAUUACCGGACCUGCCAGUAUUCGAAAACUUCGGUCUAGAUAACUUCGACUUAGAUAGCUUCGGUCAGGAUAAUAAUUCGUCCUGCCAAACUCCAACACCACCGCCAAAGGCUGUUUGUCCACGAGAUCGCAGGGAUGAACGCCAGUUAUCAGACCCGUCUCCUUCAAUCCCGUUCGCUGUGGCUCGCAAGCCAGUAGGCGCUCCAUCAGUUCGAAAUUCAUUGUAUAUUGAAAUCCACGAUCGACGUCAUACAAUGCCGCACCCAGAGAAGGUACAGACCACUCAACCCUCUGUCUCUCCGCCCCGAAGGAGUUGUGAGACGCUUGACAGCCAUCUACAUGCAUCGCUUGACGAUCUCGUUGCCCUUAAGCAUGCUGAAAUGCAGACCCCUCCGCCUUGUCUCGACUCUCCCAGUAGGGAAAACCACUCGCGCACAUCGACCCCAACAUAUCACCAUCACACCCGUUCUCGCACCAUAGUAGACUGGUUCGCUGCCAAGUCAUACAACAACCAAGAGUCAUACCACAACCGAGCAGCCUCCAGUUCGCGUUUCUGGAUGCCCCAGUCAAGAGCACGUACGCUCAGCGGUUCAACGAUGGUGUCAUUGGCUAACGCAUCCACUGCUGGGUUUUCGUCCAGGAAUCCGUCCCUCUCAAGCUCAGUGAUCAUGUCAACCAACACUCAGUCGCCCCUCACCUUUCACGCGGUAACAGAGAAGGACUACGAAGCCUAUGAUGCAACUACGAACUAUAAGCUCCCAACACAGGAGACUUGUCCGACCGUUUACGAAAGAAAUCGGCCCAAAUUCAGACCGGGGAAAGAGCUAUAUCAUAGCCAGCCCCUAGGCGCGAAUGAUAUUGGAGUGGCAUUCUAA
Messenger RNA from Arthroderma uncinatum, 1299 nucleotides. RefSeq lists its product as uncharacterized. The record is from RefSeq and is a predicted model, not a curated record. The transcript has 2 exons. NCBI's taxonomy places the organism in Eukaryota, Fungi, Ascomycota, Eurotiomycetes, Onygenales, Arthrodermataceae. Bases 1 to 1299 code for a protein of 432 amino acids.